UCAUAUAAGCAGUCGCUAAUAAUAUUCUAUCAUUUUAUUUUUGUCGUUAAAAUAAAAUUAUCGAUCAAUUACAGCACGUGGUUGUGUAAAACAUGUACAAAACGAUACUUAGGUAAGUCUAAGUGAUUGGGACGGGGCAUUAAAUGGGAUUUUGAUAGAACCCAAUCGAUGGCAGACCAUCGGAGACGAAAUUGUGAGCACAAGACUCGUACGGAGUACAGACACUCCUGGUGCAUGCAAUCGAAGACAAAAAGACUGAAAUAUAAUAAUUAUUAUUCGCCUGUCAUGGACGUGAUCAAAGUGGCACCAGAUCACAACAACAUUGCAUUGGAAAUUCGACUCGAUUUGGAAGACGAGACGGAAAAUCAGGAACCCGUCGACGAUAAUCUUGCGGCAUACGGUAUCAACGGAAAUCCGCCAUCGUACUUAACACCGCUGUUAGCCAUUCAGAACGUAGUGACAACUUUAAGUUGUUUGAUCUUCUUGUAUAAUAUUUUGGCCCCGAAACUAUGCAUUUUACCAGAGGACCCGGCACGCGCGAACUUGUUAGCCACGGCUGUCAUGAUGGCCGGUAUAAGCACCUUGAUGCAGACAUUUUUGGGUGUCAGGCUCCCGAUUGUACAGUCCAGUGGAUUUGUGUAUCUGUUCUGCACGUUACCCAUAUUGGAACUGCCAGAAUGGAAAUGUAGUAGCAACAUUGAUCUGUUCUCGAUGGGUCCCGAGGCUCGGACGUUAGAAUGGAAUCUCCGGGUUCAGAACAUUCAAGGCGCUAUGAUCAUCAUUGGUGUCAUUCAAAUGUUUUUGGGCUAUUCUGGAUUUAUUGGAAAAUCGCUGAAGUACAUAACGCCGCUGACCGUAGUGCCGACCAUGUGCCUCAUAGGGCUAUCGGUUAUAGAAAAAGGAGUGUUUUUAAUGUCGGGAAAUUGGACCACGGCCAUCAUAACGCUAUGUUUACUGACGUUAUUCUCACAAUAUUUGCGAAAAGUCGCCAUUUCCUUGCCAGUCUAUUCAUCUCGAGGUGGACUGUUCAGAGUUCGGUUGAAAAUUUUUGCACUGUUUUCGAUAUUAUUCAGCGUAAGCAUUGUGUGGAUUGUGUGUGCUUACCUGACUUCCAGGAAUAGUCUAUUGCCAACAGAUCCGACAAACACGGAAUCGAAGACUGGAGUAUUGCGCAACGCACCGGUCUUCCGAAUACCUUAUCCUUUUCAAUGGGGUCGGCCAACAUUUAGCUUGACGUCGGUAUUAACCAUGCUACCUGCGCUUUUCGUUAACGUUGUAGAGUCAGUUGCCAAUUAUUACACGUGUGCGAGAUAUUCCAAUUUAACGAAACCUCCAAAGAAUGCGGUAAAUCGAGGUAUUGGCGUCCAAGGUAUCAGUACAAUUUUUGCUAGUUUACUGGGUACAGGCUCCGGUAUCAGCUCGUCCAGCGAAAAUGUUGGAAACAUCGGAAUCACCCGAGUGUGCAGUAGAAACGUGAUCGCUCUCGCAGCGUGCAUAAUGAUCUUCGUGUCCACAUUUACCAAACUAAUCGCACUGUUGAUUACUAUGCCGGAUCCUGUAUUAGGGGCAAUGACGUCCGUACUACUUGUGUUGAUUGGAACCGUAGCGCUAUCUAAUCUACAGUUCAUAAAUCUCAACUCGUUAAGAAAUAUGUAUAUUCUCGGAUUGUCAAUAUUUUUUGGAUUGGCGAUUCCAAAGUAUGUCUCAACUGUACACGGUAAUAUCAUCAACACUAAAUAUGAAACCGCCCAUGAUGUCGUAGUUUCGUGUUUGUCCUCGGGAAUAUUUAUCGCCGGAUUUAUUGGUUUUAUUUUAGAUAAUACAAUUCCAGAUGACGACGAUGCGGUCAACAGUAAUACGGACUACAAUAACGGUAAAGAACUCAAUAAGAGUCCUAACAAUACCGUUGACGAACAAGUAUACAAGAUUUCAGAUUAUCUCUUCGAUAAAAUUAAUUAUUGUAUGACAUUUUUUAUAUAAUACACGCGAUGUCAUAAUAAUAAUACUAUGUGAAUAUGUAUUAUAUCGAUAUGAUUUUCGAUAAAAUACAUAAUACAUAUUAUAUUAUUAUAGAUAAUCGAUUGACUGAGCUCAUUAUUUACUUCUCCCUAUAAUUUUGUUUUUAUAUUUGUUUUAUUUUAUUUUAUUUUUUCACUUUGAUGUAUUAAUUAUCUAUAAUAAAAGUAUUGUAAAGUUCGACGACUGCGCGCGCUUGAUUCGUUUCAUGACGUGACAGAACUAUAUUUUAUUUCCUGUGUCUAUUUAAAUAUAAUAUAAUAUAAUAUA
Aphis gossypii (cotton aphid) is the source of this 2286-nucleotide messenger RNA. Its product is annotated as solute carrier family 23 member 1-like. The record is from RefSeq and is a predicted model, not a curated record. NCBI's taxonomy places the organism in Eukaryota, Metazoa, Arthropoda, Insecta, Hemiptera, Aphididae. Gene Ontology annotation, molecular function: transmembrane transporter activity. Gene Ontology annotation, biological process: transmembrane transport. The transcript has 13 exons. Gene Ontology annotation, cellular component: membrane. The coding region runs from base 169 to 1980 and encodes 603 amino acids.